AUGGAGGCUGUGAAGAAUGGCACUGCAGCACAACACACAGACCUGACCACUAUGAAGACUGAAGUGAUGAACCUGAACAAGGAACAAGCAGCACAAGAGGCAGAACUGGUAGUGCUGAAGACAAGGAUGGACACUGGUGAAGUGCAAGUGGAGACCAGAUUGUCUGCUAGUGAGACUGAGGUGGAGAAACUCAAGAUGGAAGACGCAGCACAAGAUUCAGAGCUGACAGAUGUGAAGACCAGACUGACUGCAAGUGAAACUGAAGUAGUGAAUCUGAGGAAGGAAGAUGCAGCACAGACAGCUGAUCUGAAGUCAGUUACUGAGAGACUGGGAGCCACUGAGAAUGACAUGGAGGCUGUGAAGAAUGGCACUGCAGCACAACACACAGACCUGACCACUAUGAAGACUGAAGUGAUGAACCUGAAGAUGGAACUGUCUGCCAGUGAGACUGAGGUGGAGAAACUCAAGAUGGAAGACGCAGCACAAGAUUCAGAGCUGACAGAUGUGAAGACCAGACUGACUGCAAGUGAAACUGAAGUGGUGAAUCUGAAGAAGGAAGCUGCAGCACAGACAGCUGAUCUGAGGUCAGUUGCUGAGAGAGUGGCAGUCACUGAGACUGACAUGGAGCACGUGCAGAAAGACACUGCAGCACAACACACAGACCUGACCACUACGAAGAUGGAAGUGCUGCACCUAAAGAUUGAACAAGCAGCACAAGAUUCAGAGCUGACAGAUGUGAAAACCAGACUGUCUGCCAGUGAGACUGAAGUGGUGAAUCUGAGGAAGGAAGCUGCAGCACAGACAGCUGAUCUGAGGUCAGUGACUGAGAGACUGGUAGCCACUGAGACUGACAUGGAGAACGUGAAGAAAGACACUGCAGCACAACACACAGAGCUGACCACUAUGAAGACUGAAGUGAUGGACCUGAUCAAAGAACAAGCCGAACAAGAGGCAGAGCUGGAAGUCCUGAAGAGAAGGAUGGAGACUGGUGAAGCCCAAGUGGAGACCAGACUGUCUGCCAGUGAGACUGAGGUGGAGAAACUCAAGAUGGAACAAGCAGCUCUUUGA
Messenger RNA from Clupea harengus (Atlantic herring), 1068 nucleotides. Its product is annotated as kinesin-like protein KIF7. Lineage: Eukaryota; Metazoa; Chordata; Actinopteri; Clupeiformes; Clupeidae. The record is from RefSeq and is a predicted model, not a curated record. Bases 1 to 1068 code for a protein of 355 amino acids. The transcript has 3 exons.